Messenger RNA from Phycodurus eques (leafy seadragon), 4872 nucleotides. It is a transcript of the gene bcs1l, whose product is annotated as mitochondrial chaperone BCS1. The coding region runs from base 272 to 1534 and encodes 420 amino acids. Gene Ontology annotation, biological process: mitochondrial respiratory chain complex III assembly; protein insertion into mitochondrial inner membrane from matrix. NCBI's taxonomy places the organism in Eukaryota, Metazoa, Chordata, Actinopteri, Syngnathiformes, Syngnathidae. The transcript is spliced from 7 exons. Gene Ontology annotation, cellular component: mitochondrial inner membrane. Gene Ontology annotation, molecular function: ATP hydrolysis activity; ATP binding. The record is from RefSeq and is a predicted model, not a curated record.
CAGAGGUCGCUUACUACCGGUCUCCUGUGCUUUCAACUCAUGCUUUAUUUGUGUGUCAUGGUUUAUUUUCCGAGAGCGCAUCGUUUCGGUAGGGGACCACAGUGAAAUGGAUUUUGAACGACGACAGUAAGGAUUUUGUUAUCAUGUUAUUGAAUAUUCAAUUGAAAACUUCAUCACCUGUCCUCAUUGCCGGACAAGAAAGCGUCGAAGUCACUCUAUGCUAUCCUAAAACAAUGGUGGGAUGUUGAUUGUAUACAUACAUUAAUACAUCAUGCCACUGUCAGACAUUCUGGAAAGUCUGAAAGACAACCCCUACUUCGGGGCUGGUUUCGGACUGGUCGGGGUCGGAACCGCCUUGGCGUUGGCCAGGAAAGGAGCCCAGGUCGGGAUGGUGUUUUUCCGCAGGCACUACAUGAUCACGCUGGAGGUGCCCAGCAAGGAUAAGAGCUACCACUGGCUCCUGAGUUGGCUCACCAAGCACGCCACUCGAACUCAGCACCUGAGCGUGGAGACGUCUUACAUGGCGCACGAAAGCGGACGCGUUCAAACCCAGUUCGACUUCCAUCCCAGCCCGGGAAACCACAUCAUCUGGUAUGGCCGGAAGUGGAUCAGGGUGGAGAGGACCAGAGAGAAACAGAUGAUUGACAUGCACACGGGUACCCCGUGGGAGUCCGUCACGUUUACCGCGUUGGGCCGAGACCGAAAAGUCUUCUUCAAUAUCUUACAAGAAGCCAGGGAGUUGGCGCUGAAACAGGAGGAAGGACGGACGGUGAUGUACACAGCCAUGGGAGCCGAGUGGCGACCCUUUGGGUUUCCGCGGCGACGCAGACCCCUUAGCUCCGUGGUGCUGGAGACGGGUGUGGCCGAAAGGAUCGUGGAUGAUGUGAAGGAGUUUAUUGGAAACCCGAAGUGGUACACGGAUCGAGGCAUCCCCUACAGGAGAGGAUAUCUGCUGUAUGGACCCCCAGGAUGUGGAAAAAGCAGCUUUAUCACGGCUCUGGCCGGCGAGCUGGGCUACAGCAUUUGUUUGAUGAGUCUGAGCGACCGCUCGCUUUCGGAUGACCGUCUCAACCACCUGUUGAGCGUGGCACCGCAGCAAAGUAUCAUUCUGCUGGAGGACGUGGACGCCGCCUUCGUUAGCCGAGAGCUGCUUCCAACAGAGAAUCCUUUAGCCUACCAGGGAAUGGGAAGGCUGACUUUCAGUGGCUUGCUGAACUCUCUGGAUGGAGUGGCUUCAUCCGAGGCCAGAAUUGUAUUCAUGACCACCAACUAUAUCGACAGGUUAGAUUCUGCACUAAUCCGGCCUGGCCGUGUGGAUCUCAAGCAGUACAUCGGCCACUGUACCCACUGGCAGCUCAGCCAGAUGUUUAGACGCUUCUAUCCGGACCAGGCCGUCUCACAGGGUGAACGUUUUGCGACAUGUGCACUGGCGACCCGCACGGAAAUCAGCGCCGCUCAGGUUCAAGGACACUUUCUGCUGCACAAAAUGGACCCUGUGGGAUCGAUAGAAAACAUCGCCCAAAUGAAAGAAUGACAGAAGGAUUUUUUUUAAAUGACUGUAACUUGAGGGGGAAAACAAUGAGUAACAGACUCUACAUUGGCUAUUGGCGAACAAACAAUGCUUGAUCGUGAAAAAAAGUGAGAUUGGUCCUGUAAUAACAUUUUGUGCAGAACUUUUUAUGCACUAUUCAUUCUGUUUUCAAGUGUUUUUUAAAAUGACAAUCAUGAUUCAAACUGUUGAAACUCAACAUUUCACAAAUAUUUUCAAUCAUGGUUUUCCAGUUGUCUACCGUAAACAAAAAAACAAAAGGACUUUUCAAUUCGAGCCGAUGACACAUGGAUAAUCAGGCCUUAUUUGAGCACCUCCCUUUUAAACAAAGACAGAAAAGACCAGAUCUCUGUUGUCUCUGACCAAUUAUCCCAAGGGAUUAUCCUUUGUUGUGGGCUGUGCUGAGAGAUUUUUUUCCCCUCUCAGAUGGAGGCCAACAAUAGUAAAUGUUAAACCUGUUUAAUAUUCACAAUUGCUAAUCCUCACCUUUGUUUCCUUCGUUAUGCGUACGGGUCUCACGUAAGAAAAAAAAAAUCUGUGAUAAAUCUCUGUACCCAUUUUACAGUGUUAUAGUUAUGAAGAAAUGAGACAAAUAUCAUGCACUAUAAUGAAAUGUCUUGUAGUUCCCAAACAUUUCUGCUCAACUGUAUUCAUUCUCUUCAGUUUAUUUCACAUAUAUAAUGGGAAGCAGCUGCAACAUCUCAUUUAUAUGUGAAUCUACUGUAUCUAAUUUGAUAUUAUAUAAUGAAAAUAUGUAUAGGGUAAGCCCCCACCUAUUCGCAGUUCCCUCUUCACAAAUUCACCUAUUCAUUUUUUUGUUUUUUUUCUGUGGAAUCUAUUCCCCACUAUCAUCUGGAAAAACUCACUUUUGGAAGUUUGGUUUGCCUAAGCCCUGUCUAAAUAGGAAUUGGUGUCAAGGAAAUAUGGUCAAGUGAUACAUCUCAACAGAUACAGUGCCAUGAAAAAGUACUGGCCCCCUUCUCAAAUUGUUUUGCAUAGUUUCCCCAUUUUAAUGUUUAAGAUCAAACUAAUGUAAAUGUCAGACAAAUAUAACCCAAGUGAACUUAAAAUGCAGUUUUUAAAUGGUGAUUGCAUUUAUUAAGGGGGGAAAAACUAUUCAAAGUUACCUGGCCCUGUGUGAAAAAGUAAUGACCCCCUACACCUAAUAACUGAUUGGCCCAUCCUCAGCAUCAACAACUGAAAUCAAGCGUUUUCUAUAAUUGGCAAUGAGUCUUUCAUAUCUCUGUGGCGAUGUUUCAGCCCACUCUUCCUUGCAGAAUUGUUUGAAUUCAGCAAAACUGGAGGGUUUUCGAGCACGAACGGCCUUUUUAAACCCAUGCCACUGCAUUUGAAUCGGACUUUGACUUUGCCACUCCAAAGCCUUCUUUUUUUUUUCUUUUUUUUUUAAAGCCAUUCAGAAGUUGACUUGCUGGUAUCUUUUGGAUUGUUAUAAAGCUGCAGAACCCAAGUGCGCUUCAGCUUGAGGUCACGAACUGUUGGCUUAACAUUCAUUCAUUCUUCAGAAUUUCUGCAAGAGCAGAAUUCAUGGUUUCAUUAAUCAUAGCAAGUUGUCCAGGUCCUGAAGGAGAAAAGCAGGCCAAGACUAUCACACUACCCCCCACCAUGUUUGACUGUUGGUAUGACGUUCUUUUUCUGAAAUGUUGUGCUACAUUUACGCCAGAUGUAAAAAGACAGACCUUCCAAAAAGCUCAACUUUCAUCUCAUCAGUCCGUAUAAUACUCUCCCCAAAUCUCUUCGGUAUCAUUCAGAUGUUUUUUUAACAAAAGUAACACGAGCCUUUAUGUUCUUUUUGGUUAGCAGUGGUUUUCGCCUUGGAGCUCUGCCGUGGAUGCCAUUUUUGCCCAGUCUCUUCCUUAUUGUUGUGUCAUGUAAGACCUGCAGUUCUUUAAAAGUUGUCCUCAGUUCCUUUAUGGCUUCCUGGAUGAGUCAUUGCUUUUCUCUUGGAGUAAUCUUUGUAGGUCGGCCACUCCUGGGAAGGUUCACCACUGUUCCAUGUUUUCUCCACGUAAGGAUAAUGGUGCUCACUAUUGUAAUCCUAAAGCUUUAGAAAUGGCUUUUGUAACCCUUUGCAGACUUAUAGAUGUCAAUUACUGUAGUUUCUCGUGUCUAAUGCUCACUCAUGUAUAAUACGCACCCCCAAAGUUGACCUCAAAAUUCUGGAAACCCCUUCUUUCUAUAUAUAAUGCAUUUUUACAAUGCAUGUUUUUUUCUUCUACAUGUGAUCAAAACAUUAUCUGUAUUUUUUUUUCUCCAAAGAAUUAUUCUGAAGUGAAGCACUUUAUUUGAACACAUAAUACUUUCUUUUUAUUUACUUGCUCUUAUUUUGAAAGUUCACAGCCUUACUUUUAUUUAGUAAAUGAGAAAACACACAGUUGUUCCCAUAUGUUUGAUUACCCAGGGAGAAUGUGUACGAUAGGUACAAUUCUUUAAAGAAAACAUGCGAAACACAUUUCAUUUUAUUUUAAUGGGAUUCAAAUUAAACGGUCAAGCAUUUCAGAAAAGCAUUAUCAUUAAACAAAACAUAACCAUAAAUAAAUUAAUGAUAGUUGUUCAGUCAUCAGUCAUGUUUUUAAAAAACAACAACUAUAUUUCACAGAUUCUGCCAGCGUAUGUAAACUUAUGAGCACAACUGUACAUGUAUGCAGUCAUACGUGUACCCCUGUCAUAUUGGAAUAAAAGUGUAGGGGACACCUUUUUCAUAACCACUAGGUGGCGGUGGCAUAUUAGAACGAAACCUUUGGAAUGGAAGUGGACAGCUUUUUCAUAACCUCUAGAUGGCGGCAUACAUUUAUAAAAUGGGAUAUUUUUUUCCAUUUUACCCUCUACCUAUUUAUAAUGCGCACUAUUGACUUUUGCCAAUUUUGGGGGGGAAACGCGCAUUAUACACAAGAAAUUACGGUACUUUAUUUCUCAACUGUUCUGGAAGUUCUUUGAAUUGUGUCACUUUGUUGCAGCUUUUUUAGAUCUUUUGUACGACUUGAUUCUGUCGGGACAGAUUCCGUUUGUGAUUUCUUGAUUGAACAGGUCUGGAGGUAAUCAGGGUUGGGUGUGAUCAGUGAAAAUUAUCCAAAAAUUGUGAUUAGCCACAAUGAAUUCAUUAUUUAAAAAGAGGUGCAAUUACUUUUUCACACAGGGCCAGGUAACUUUGAAUGGUUUAUUUUCCUGAAUAAAUGAAAUCACCAUUUAAAAACAGCAUUUUAAGUGACAUUUGUCUGAUAUUUACAUUUGUUUGAUGAUCUUAAGUGGGGAUAACUAGGCAAAAAAGUUUGAGAAGGGGGUCAAUACCUUUUUACGGCACUGUA